This is a messenger RNA of Brassica oleracea var. oleracea, 1842 nucleotides long. Its product is annotated as carbon catabolite repressor protein 4 homolog 3. Gene Ontology annotation, molecular function: 3'-5'-RNA exonuclease activity. NCBI's taxonomy places the organism in Eukaryota, Viridiplantae, Streptophyta, Magnoliopsida, Brassicales, Brassicaceae. The record is from RefSeq and is a predicted model, not a curated record. The coding region runs from base 312 to 1664 and encodes 450 amino acids. The transcript has 14 exons.
UUCCGAUUGCAUUGCAGAUGGAGGAGGCCCUCGCGGCUUCCCUCUCUUCCCAAUCCCGUGCUCCACUGUCGCCUCCCGUCGUUGAGUAACGUUGAUGCCGAAGCGUAAGUCUCUGAUCCCCAAUUUCUCUUCUUCAAUUCUCGAUAUGGCUUCUCCUUGCUUCUUUCUCUGUUGCUGGAUUGGUUCAGCACCGUCAUCAACAACAAGAUCCAUCUCAGCUAACACUUAAACGUGGAAUAAAAGAUAUUAUCCGUAGGGCGCCAAGCGGUUGCUAGUGUGUGGUUUUCAAUUUCUCUCCACCAAAACCAAAAAUGCGUUGCGUGGGUUGUUCUUGGUCACGGCCAACCGGAGCUUCUCGAAUCUCCUUUGGUGGUCACCUUUCGUCUGGAUUUCACCGCUCUCAUUUAUCGUCGUCAUCUCUCUCUUUUCCAUCCUCUGGCGAUGCGAGCUUCCUCGUGUCCUGCUCCUCCACAUCUGAACCGUCCGAUCAUAAAGAUUCGUCAAACCGCUCGUACAGCCGUCGAUGGUACAAUCCUCUUCCUCGGCGUCGACAUGCCGAUCAAAUGCCAACUUCACGGAUUGCUCGUGACUGGAUUGAUUCAGAUACCUCUACCGUGUCCGAAGAUUCAGAAAGAUUCACUGUCGUGUCAUACAACAUACUGGGAGAUAGAAACUCAUCGUAUCACAAAGAUUUGUACUCCAACGUCUCGUUUCCUUACCUCAAGUGGGGUUACCGCAAAAGGUUGAUAUGCGAGGAACUCAUUCGUCUCAGACCAGACAUAAUCUGUAUGCAGGAAGUAGACAAGUAUUUCGAUCUAUUCAGCAUGAUGGAGAAAGCUGGAUAUGCUGGCUCCUACAAGCGGCGAACUGGAGAUAACGUUGAUGGAUGCGCAAUCUUUUGGAAGGCUGACAGGUUUCGGGUUUUGGAGAGGGAAAACAUUGAGUUUAGCCAGUUUGGUAUGCGUGAUAACGUUGCACAACUUUCUGUUCUCGAGCUGAGGAAGUCUAUGUCAAGAAAGAUACUGGUGGGUAACAUUCAUGUGCUUUAUAAUCCAAAUAGAGGAGAUGUGAAGCUGGGUCAGAUCCGUUCGCUCUGCACAAAGGCUCACCUGCUCUCUACGAAAUGGGGUGAUAUUCCUAUUGUUCUAGGCGGAGAUUACAAUAGCUUACCCCAGAGUCCAUUGUACAACUUCUUGGCGUCCUCUGAACUGAAUAUCAUGAAACAAGACAAAAGGGAGCUGUCUGGCCAGAGAAAUCGUCUUCCUAACCAAGUUCUCGAGGCAGGAGGCAAACCUAGUAAUCCAAUAACUUCCAUAAACAUAUGCUCAAGUAGCUCUUGGAGCAACGAAGAGAUCCGUCUCGCGACCGGGCAAGAGAACUCGUACUGGGCUGUGCAUCCGUUGAAACUCCAUAGCUCAUACGCCUCAGUUAAGGGUUCAACAAAUACAAGGGACUCUAUUGGUGAACCUCUAGCAACCUCGUACCACUCCAAAUUUCUUGGAACGGUUGAUUACCUCUGGUAUUCAGAUGGUAUUGCACCUGCAAGAGUUCUUGAUACACUUCCCAUUGAUGUCCUCUGCAGAACCAGAGGCCUUCCUUGUCAAGAGUUGGGUAGCGAUCACUUGGCAUUGGUUUCUGAAUUUUUCUUUGAACCGAAUGGUUGAUGACUUCUGAAAUCAGCUUAGAUUGCUUACGGUUUACAUAUUUGUUUAUGAUAUAAUAGAUUUACUAGAUUUUGACCCGCGCUUUAAAAGCGCGGGAUAUUAUACUUUGUAAAAUAUAAUAAAAAUUUAUCAAAUGCUUUGUUAAAAAUGAUGAAAUUGUAGAUUCACCUUAUUUAAA